This is a messenger RNA of Mangifera indica (mango), 1691 nucleotides long. Its product is annotated as F-box/kelch-repeat protein At1g51550. The record is from RefSeq and is a predicted model, not a curated record. Gene Ontology annotation, molecular function: protein binding. The transcript is spliced from 2 exons. The coding region runs from base 160 to 1530 and encodes 456 amino acids. NCBI's taxonomy places the organism in Eukaryota, Viridiplantae, Streptophyta, Magnoliopsida, Sapindales, Anacardiaceae.
CAAACAUCAAUCCAACCACACUCUACCGCUCAGAGAUGCCCACACGCAGUUCUCAUGCCUCGCUCACAUCUCACUCACUCGCUCACCGCCGUAACCUAACCUCUGUACCCAUAAAGAAAUCACAACAGUCAUAGCCAAGCUCUGACAACCAUAACUUUCAUGGAAGAAUCCAGCUGCACCACCAACAAAGGAUCACCACUUUUUUAUCUAGCUCCAGACCAACUCUUCUCAAUCUUGCUCAGACUUCCCGUAGAUUCGAUCCUCUCUUUUGCCACGACCUGCAAGAGGUUCAGGUCACUCACAAAUUCUGAUUUUUUAUGGGAGUCUUUAUGCAAAAGAAACUGGGGGGAGAGUUAUGUUAAUGCCGUCAAGGCUUCAAGCCCAUGUCAGAAUAUUCCUUGGAUGAGGUUUUUCAAGCGGGUAUAUCAACUUGAAUGUGUUUCUUGCCAUAAACUGUCUGACGCAGAUGUUGAUUUGGCCAUUCCUAACCCAAGAGCUUCUCACUCUCUCAACUUUGUGUCUAAUUGUUUGGUCUUGUUUGGCGGUGGCUGUGAGGGAGGACGUCAUCUUGAUGAUACAUGGGUUGCAUACAUUGGUAAUGAUUUUCGAAAGAUGUUGAAUUGGCAAAAGGUUAAUUCAGGCAUUCCUAGUGGGAGAUUUGGGCAUUCAUGUGUUGUGAGUGGUGAUUAUCUUGUUCUUUUUGGAGGAAUAAACGACCGUGGUUACCGUCACAAUGAUACAUGGGUGGGGCAGGUUGCAUAUCAUGAGAACCAUGGUAUCACCAUGUCAUGGAGUUUGCUUGAUGUGGGAUCUAUUGCACCACCACCACGUGGGGCCCAUGCUGCAUGUUGUAUUGAUAAUAGGAAGAUGGUUGUUCAUGGAGGGAUUGGGUUCAAUGGCCUCAGAUUGGGUGAUAUGUGGGUUUUAGAACUAUCUGAAAAUUAUCUUGUUGGGUCAUGGCAGGAGGUAAUGACUCUUCCAUCACCUCCUGCUCGUUCAGGACACACAUUGACUUACACAGGGAGGAAUCAGAUUGUUCUCUUUGGUGGGAGAGGAGUGGGAUAUGAAGUACUCAGUGAUCUCUGGUUCUUGGAUGUGUCUGAAGGUUCAUUCAAAUGGGUUCGAAUACCCUACGAAUUACAGAAUGUUCCUGAUGGAAUUACCCUCCCUCGAGUUGGUCAUUCUGCUACGCUUGUGUUAGGAGGUUGGGUACUAAUUCACGGAGGAGAAGAUUCAUCAAGACACCGGAAAAAUGACUUCUGGGCCCUGAACACUAAGGCAAUGCCAUCCACUAGCUUGGAGCAAGCUCUGUUGAACUUUCCGGGGUUGUUUCUGAAUGUUUGGAAAAGGGUGGACACAGUGGAUUAUCAACCCAACAGCAGGUCAUUUCAUCGAGUCUGUGCAGAUUAUUCAGGGGGUUACUUGUAUGUGUUUGGUGGUAUGGUGGAUGGUUUACUUGAGUCUGCUGAAUCGGCUGGUUUGAGAUUCAACGGGGAGCUGCUUCUUGUGGAGCUUCUGCCUUCGCUGUAAAACGAAAUUUACAGAGCUAACGCAAAAAUAUCUGUUGCUCUCUAUGGCCUGUUUUUCUUAUGUCUUGUACACAGUAGUUCCCUCAGGUAUCUUUUUAGCUGCUCUGUGUAUAUCUUUCUUUCUUGAAUUAGCUUCAUGAGAAUAAAUGUCAUCUUGUGCUA